Molecule: messenger RNA, 1016 nt
Organism: Lacerta agilis (Sand lizard)
Lineage: Eukaryota; Metazoa; Chordata; Lepidosauria; Squamata; Lacertidae
Product: retinol dehydrogenase 12-like
Exons: 7
Coding region: 67-963 (298 amino acids)
Source: RefSeq, a predicted model, not a curated record
CCUCUCACUCUUUUAUUUCUCUCCGUCAGUUGAGAAAUUUCAUUUGCAGAGGAGAAGUUUUCUACAAUGCCAUCUCUCAGGAAGUGGUUUGCAGGCGGAGUAUGCACAUCAACAGCUCGGCUGGAUGGAAAGGUGGCCGUGAUAACAGGGGCUAACACUGGUAUAGGGAAGGAAACUGCCAAGGAACUCGCACGAAGAGGUGGUCGUGUCAUCCUUGCUUGCAGAGAUACAGCAAAAGGGGAAGCAGCAGCCCAUGAAAUUAUAACCGAAACAGGGAAUCAGCAAGUUAUUGUGAAAAAACUGGACCUGGCUGAUAGCAAAUCUAUACGGGCAUUUGCAGAAGAUUUCCUAAGAGAGGAGAAGAAACUCCAUAUCCUCAUUAACAAUGCAGGAGUGAUGAUGGUCCCCUAUUCCAAGACUGCUGAUGGUUUUGAGAUGCAUAUUGGAGUCAAUCACCUUGGGCAUUUUCUCUUAACAUUCCUGCUGCUGGACCGUUUGAAAGAGUCAGCCCCAGCUCGGAUAGUGAAUGUAGCUUCGCACCUCCAUGCUUUUUGGAGGAUAAACUUCAAGAACCUGCAUGGACAGAAAUACUACAAUGGGUUCCUGGCAUACUGUCAAAGCAAACUGGCUAAUGUUCUGUUUACCAAGGAGCUGGCUCGUAAAUUGCAAGGCACUGGAGUUACUGUCAAUGCCUUACAUCCUGGUGUGGUUAAUUCUGAAUUGGGACGUUAUUCAUAUAUGUCAGGCAUUUUAAAAGUGAUGUUUGGCUUCACGUUUAAGACACCACAAGAAGGAGCCCAGACCAGUGUGCACUGUGCAGUGGCAAAGGAACUGGAGUCAGUGAGUGGGGAGUAUUUCAGUGACUGUAAACCAGCCUGGGUUGUUCCUCAGGCUUGUAACAAAGAGACUGCAAAAAGGCUCUGGCAGGUCAGCUGUGAGCUGAUGGGUAUCCAGUGGGAGUGAACUGGGGUGGGUCUGUGGCUGACAUUUGUAGACAGAAUGUGAAGGCAACCAGA